Messenger RNA from Aspergillus alliaceus, 2026 nucleotides. RefSeq names its product putative F-box and JmjC domain protein. Gene Ontology annotation, molecular function: protein binding; cis-regulatory region sequence-specific DNA binding. Gene Ontology annotation, cellular component: nucleus. The transcript is spliced from 2 exons. The record is from RefSeq and is a predicted model, not a curated record. Lineage: Eukaryota; Fungi; Ascomycota; Eurotiomycetes; Eurotiales; Aspergillaceae. The coding region runs from base 223 to 1689 and encodes 488 amino acids.
UUUUAUUGUGGUUACUAUCGGUAGUAGAAAUUUUGCCAUCAUUGUCAUUUGACCUGGCCGGUUAAUAGUUCAUUUCCCCUUUAAUUUACCCAGAGGUUUCUCCUAUUGACUGCCCUAUUGUCUUUUGGUCAUUUUGCUUUUUCUAUUCUUUAGAGCCAUUGUGUUUGGCGGCAGUAUCAAACCCCACCCAAAGGGAAGACCCAAAGCUUGAACAAAAAAAAAAUGCCGGAUGUCGCUUCACUGGACAGCUCUGAUUUAGUCGGGCAUGUUGCAAUUCCCGGCCAUCCUUUAGGAGUGAAGCCCAGUGGCAAUGCUUUACUUGCGCAGGAGAAUCUUCGUGCUGCGAUUGGCACCUUCAAUUUGUUACCCGAUGAACUGAUCUUAAUACUACUAGAAUACCUUGAUGGACGGAGUUUACUGCGUAUCGGGCAGACAUGUAAAGCGUUCUAUGCAUUUACUAGAGCGGAGGAUUUCUGGAAGUCUCUUUUCAUUGGAUCCCCCCCUACCUCAUUUACAUGGAAUGGAACAUGGCGAUCCACUUAUCUCAACAUUCCUUCGUCUAAAGCGGCCAUCCUUGACUGUUCCACUUUGUAUUCAGAUGCUCUGCACCGCCCUUUCUACUGCGCUCAUAUCUCUUUGGAUCCCUACGUUACCAACAUUCCUUCCAGAAAUCAAAUCGCUCGCCUUCCGAACCUUUCUCCCGAAGAAUUUCAAGAGAAGUGGUCCGACACUCCGUUUAUCCUGACCGAACCUGUCAAGGCGUGGAGGGCCUAUAAAAACUGGACUGUUGAAUCGUUGUUGUCUGAAUAUGCGGAGACGGUAUUUCGUGCGGAGGCGGUGGACUGGCCCUUCAAGACAUAUCUGGAGUACAUGAAUAACAACUCCGACGAAAGCCCUCUGUAUCUCUUCGACCGGGCGUUCGUAUCUAAAAUGGGCCUGAAGGUCGGUCAGCCGGAUGAGGAACCCGAAGCCACAUAUUGGCCGCCACCAUGUUUUGGAGAAGACUUCUUCUCCGUCUUAGGCAAUGACCGCCCUGAUAGGCAGUGGUUGAUCAUUGGCCCCAAGCGGUCAGGAAGUACUUUCCAUAAGGAUCCUAAUGCCACUAGCGCCUGGAAUGCAGUAGUCCGCGGCUCCAAGUACUGGAUUAUGUUCCCAUCGUCGUCAAAGGUUCCUCCACCUCCCGGGGUUUAUGUCUCCGAGGACCAGAGUGAAGUAACGUCCCCCCUGAGCAUCGCAGAAUGGCUUCUCGGCUUCCAUGCCGAAGCCCGGCUCACACCGGGCUGCAUCGAAGGUAUCUGCCAGGAAGGAGAGAUUCUCCAUGUCCCCUCUGGUUGGUGGCAUUUGGUGGUCAACAUCGAGCCAGCCAUUGCGAUCACGCAGAACUUUAUUCCGCGUGCACACUUGAGCGCAGCUUUGCAUUUCCUAAGUAAUAAGGCCGAUCAGAUCUCUGGGUUCAGAAAGGACGUCCACAACCCCUAUGAACGGUUUGUGAACAAGAUGCGCGAGGCGCAUCCAGUCUUGCUUGAACAAGCAUUUGACGAGCUAAAAAAGAAAAACGAAGGCAAGAAGCGCAAGUGGGAUGAAAUUGUCCAUGGGAAGCCAGAGCAAGAAGGUGCUGGAAGUUCCUCUGAAGCAGGUGGAUUCAGUUUUGGAUUUGGAGAUGAUGGGAGUGACGUGGAAGUUCCCUGAGUCAUUGAUAUGCAUUAUGACUGAUGAACAAGACCAACUCCCGGUCAUAAAUGCAAAAAUAAUAUUGUGCGAUAUGCAGCAUAUGCUAUCAAGCAGUCCACCGCUAAGCUUUGCCAAGCUCAAAGCUUCCCACCAAUUCUGGAACCCAACAACUAUCUGAAAGGGAAUGAAUGAUCAAUGGCAAGCAACAGUCUUUGAAGCUGACAAGUUCUCCCCAAACGCAAGAUAUCCUACGAAUGCCCCGACAGCAACUGCAAGCAUGACUAACCCGUUGUACGUCAUGAACAGCAACCUGGCGGAUUAGUACUUAGAUAAAAAAACUCUCUUCAGAAGGGAA